AAGUAGUACAUUCUUAUUCUUUGUUGAUCAAUUAUCUGUUAUUCUGUGAUCAGUUCAGUCUACAAAACAAUUAAAAUUUUCUUAGUUUUAAUUUUAUAUCUUAAAAAUAUAGAUAAUAUACAUUAUAAUAUUUAGAUAUAACUAAUACAGACGUAUUAAUUUAUUGUACGAGUACAGUUUUGUACAACCAUGGACAUUGAUAGUGAUGAGGAAUCAGAGACAGAGUUAAAGGAAUUGCAAAAAUUAACUGCAGUUCUAGAAACUGAUGAUGAACCUGGUUUUAAUGAUGCAAUUUCACAAAAGUCUAGUACUGUAUGCAGUUUUGCCACCUCCAGUUCAAAAGCACAGAAGUAUUCUAAAAUAGAAAUGGCUAUAGCAUUGAAUAAAUUCACUGAUGAGAAAUUGCAAAGGCUAGAAAGGAUGCUCUAUUCCCGCUUACGAGAGUGUAACUCUGAAUUAUCAGAAAUACACAUUGAUGUUCAUAAACAGGAUAAAAUAGAAAGUUUCCGUUACAUUAAUUGUGGUAAGCCCUAUUUCAGAGACAAAGAUAAUUAUCCUGCACCAAAUAAUGAAGACACAGUACUCAUGCUAAAAUCUGAGAUGUUUGAUUUUUUUUCUGUGGCGUCUGUACCAGGAUGGACUGUUAAAGAUAAAAGUGAAUUUGUGCAUUUGAUUCAAAAAAUGUCACAAAGUUUAAAAACAAGGGAAUUGAAUUCUCAAAUAGCACAGUUACAAAGAAUACCCAAGAAUAAAAUAACUCAGUCCAUUAAAUUAACUUUACAGUCUUUAACAGCACAGUUGAAUGUUGUUAAUAAAUUGCCAUUACAAGAUAUAGCAUUACCAAUAGACCAAGAAUAUGAUUGGGAAACUGUUGCUAACAAACUGAACUAUAGGCAUACACCUCAAGAAUAUAGAGCCUUAUGGAAAUUGUUUCUUCAUCCUUCAAUAAAUAAAGAUAGUUGGUCUAAAACAGAACAUACAGCUUUACAGAAAAUUGCUCAUGCUCAUUAUUUACAAAACUGGGAUGAAAUUGCAAAGGAAUUAAACUCUGGUCGGACAGGUUAUCAAUCUUUUGUUUAUUUUAGAACCAAUAUGAACAAUAAUUUUACUGGGCAGAAAUGGACUAAAGAAGAAGAAGAAUAUCUUAAAAGAUUUAUUGAAUACUACAAAGAAGAUGAAUAUAUUCCUUGGGGCAAAGUAGCAGCAGCAAUGGAGAACCGUACUAAAAUUCAGGUUUAUAACAAAUAUUUCAGACUUACUGAACAAAGGAAAGGCAGAUUUUUGCCUGAAGAAGACACUGUAAUUCUUACCUGCGUUGAUAACUUUGGUCCCAAUUUCAAAAGAAUAAAGCGAUAUCUUCCUAGUAGGUCAAUAACACAGCUGCGUAAUCGAUACAAUGUAUUAAAUAAAAAUUGCAUAUCAAUUGUGUGGACAGCAGCAGAAGAUAAAAAAUUAGUUCAGCUAAUGGCUAAUCAAGAUUCUAGUUUUAAUUAUUCUAGUGUGAGUACACAUUUUCCGGGCAAAGACAGAGGGCACUUAAGAGCCAGAUAUAUAACUUUAAAAAAAUGGAUGAAACAGAAUCCGAACUGUGAUAUUGAAUUAGCGCCCCGUCGCGGAGCACGACGUUUACGUCAUGGUCGUGUUUCUCAAAAUUUAAAUAAAGCAAUUGAAAAAUUGAAAUCACGUAUCCAAACAGAAGUUACUAAAAAGAAAUCUAAUAGAAUAACUCAAGAAUCCUCAGAACAGGAAAUUGAAGAUGCUAUAGUAGCUACUCUUGCAACUGAAACUAUUAAUGAAGAAGAAUAUAAAAAAAAGGAUGAAGGAAUUGUAUUGCAUAAAGAAUCUAAACAAUCCAUAGAAAACAUGAAUGUAACAAAUUUACAAUAUCUAUUUAUGUUAUUGAAAGCUAAAUUAGAUAAAAAUGCUUUCAUCCAGAGUUCUUAUUUUGUUAAAUAUCCAGGUUUGGGGGAGAAACGGGAAGAAAUAAAUACAAAAAAACUAAAAAUUUACUCAAGGAAAAAUAAUACAAAGACCAUAAAUGUUAAUGAAUCACCUGAUAUAUGGGGCAAAAAUACUUUCCGUAGUGUGCAAGUAGUAUUACCGCCACAUUAUGCCACGGUAACUGGUUGUCGAAUAUUAAUAUCACACUUCACCAAUAAAAUACCAAGUAAAAGGGAUAUUAAUGAAUUAGCAAAGAAAAAUACUAUUUUAAAAGAGCAAAUUAAUUUAUUAAUGGAAAGGUUUAAUACUAUAUUCUUAUGGCCAUUGCUUCUCUCCAAUGACAGCCCCAAUAAAAUACUUUUAGAUAAAAAACUAUCGUUUCCAAGACACCAUCCAAAGUCAAAGUCAAACAAAAAAGUUGUUUUACCAGAAGUAUCUUCUAUAAUAAUACCACCUGCAUAUGAUGUGUUAGGUUAUUUGAUCCCAAAUGAGCAGGCAAUAGAUUUAAAAGAAGAUGAGAAUAAAACAGAGGUUACUUUAGAAGUUGAUUUUAAAACAUUAGAAUCUGAAUAGUGGACAUUAUAAAAUUGACGAGCUCACUACUGAUGUUAUUCUGGAAACCAACAGAACAGACUUCUCUAACCAGAGGAAUCAUUUAUUAUUUAGAAUUAAAUUAAUUAUUUGUUUCAUAAAUAAUUAAUUUAAUUCUAACAGUGAUAGUUACACAUUUUUCAUCUUUGUCUUAACAAACAGAUUUUGGUUUGAUUUUUUUAAUUGUAAAUAUACAGUACAAUUAUAUCCACAUAUACUAAAGAAAUA
This is a messenger RNA of Achroia grisella, 2760 nucleotides long. RefSeq lists its product as uncharacterized. The transcript is spliced from 2 exons. NCBI's taxonomy places the organism in Eukaryota, Metazoa, Arthropoda, Insecta, Lepidoptera, Pyralidae. The coding region runs from base 190 to 2514 and encodes 774 amino acids. The record is from RefSeq and is a predicted model, not a curated record.